Molecule: messenger RNA, 2280 nt
Organism: Exophiala dermatitidis NIH/UT8656
Lineage: Eukaryota; Fungi; Ascomycota; Eurotiomycetes; Chaetothyriales; Herpotrichiellaceae
Exons: 1
Coding region: 1-2280 (759 amino acids)
Source: RefSeq, a predicted model, not a curated record
AUGGACCAUGUCCUUACACGGGAAGAAAUGAAAGACUACGGUGCUUUUAUCCCGGAGAUUCCAUGGCUGGGAUAUAACCAUGAACCCUCUACAACAGUCGGCACAUUCGACGACUACGCUCUGCAGCGUGGGCGGUCAACAGACGAACUGCUAGAUCUUAAAGAAGGAAGGCUUGCCUCUUUGCAAAGAGAGGGUAUCAAACCUUUCCUCCAAAGCUGGUUCAUCAUCGGUCUGUGGGAAGCAGCACUGGGGAGACCACUAGGGAAAGAUCUGUUCGUUGUUUCGACAGAAGCAGGAACCAAGUUCAGCAGUGAGGCAUUGAAAUCAUUGGUCGCGGAGCUCGUGAGACAUUUCAGCACUGCUGGGAACGAUGACACAAGCAAGACUGAGAUCAUGGAGCGUCUGAAGCGUGUUCUCGCCGCAGCGAGCCUGUGGAAUCGAAUGCUGAGCGAACCACAGCUCUUCAUCAAUGCCAACCCGGACUUCUGUGACGAGACGUUCCACAGCGUGAUGAGAUUGUUCACCCUGCUUGGUGUGACUUUGCAACACACGGCUGAUUAUCUUGCCGCAUGGGUGACACCCGGGUUUCGCUCGCAACUUCAGAAUCCCUGGAGAUUCACGAUGGCCGUCCAGGAGCAGCUCACAGGGCGGAUGAUUCAGCGCGGUUGGUGUCCGUAUAUCCUGACCAUGUUGAGCCCGUUCAAUCUGAUCGUGCAGGAGUAUGCUGCUAUUGUCGGUCCGCCUGCAACACGCUUCCGUCAUGAUGCAUGUUCUGCUGCCGGAUGCGUGAGACACAAUAUUGACGAAAGUACAUAUAGCCCCCUCCACACUCGGGCGGAUUGUCAAUGUCAGUGGGUACGGCCUAGCCUUCAACGGAUCGGCGAGGUUUUGGACAGCGGACAAGUCCCUUUGGUAGACUUGGACAAGAUAUUUGACGAUGGCAAUGGUAGAGUUGUGCAAGUGGUACCGAAUGAAUCCGGUAAGACGGCAUUUUGUGCUGUUUCCCAUGUCUGGUCGAGUGGUUUGGGUAGUAUAUCAGAGGACGGACUCCCACAAUGCACCCUUGACAUGUUGAGGGGUUAUAUCGAAGCAAACAACGCCUCCAAGCUCGUUUGGAUCGACUCGCUGUGCAUCCCCGGCGAUAGAAGGUUGCGGAAGUUGUCGAUUCACACCAUCAACACAGUAUACAGUCAGGCGCACACAACUCUUGUCCUUGACCCGGAGCUCAUGCGUUCACCUUCUGCCAGUACCCGCCGGAUGCUGCUGUGGAUAAUGACCGCGGCCUGGAUGCAGAGGAUGUGGACUCUUCCCGAGGGUAGAUUGUCCCGGCUCCCACUCAUUGCGCUCAGGGAUGGUGUUGUUCCUCUGCAGCAGUGCUUUCAAGAAGGAGCAAAAGACCUUCAGGAUCCGGUCACUGGCGCGCUCCAACCGGAUCUAUGGGCGUUGUUUUCAAAGGAUGCCAAUGAGCUGCGUUUCAUACACCAGUCACUGUGCUACCGCACCACUAGUAAGCGUGCUGACGAAGUGCUGGCUCUUGCCGCACUGUUUGAUAUGGAUACUCGACUCAUCCUCGAAAGGACUUCCUUGGAUGAGCGAAUGGCCCUCUUUUGGAUCUCUCUCAGAGAUAAAGUCACGCUUCCGAUCAACAUUCUCUUCUUGAACACACCUAGACUCCCAAUACCGGGCCUCCGUUGGGCCCCCAGUAGCUUGCUCAACGCGGGCAGGCAGCUCAGUCUCAUAGCACCACCUCAAGGAGUCAAUUCCUACAGUGUACACCUAGGGGACAACGGCACUCUGACCGGGAAUUAUGUCGUCAUACGCCUGAGCAAAAGUGCAACAGUCUUGCUGAACAAGUUCAACCCAAUACAACUGACAUUUCUUCCAGAUCCUGGUUCAAGGCAGUCUCGAAGUGCUCCCUUCACCAUUGAAAAUGGGGGCCAGCCCGAGGCAGGCGUGCUCCAUGAGAUUGACGCCUUUGCCGUCAAUGUAACCAAUAUAGAGGCAACCACAGGAGCGUCCUUGGCUUCUGAAUUGGUAGCCACAGUCCGGUCCGUCAUUGCGCUGACACUAGACGUCCCUGAACGGCAAACCCAUGAAAAGGCGGCAGCUGCUGGUGGACCAGCAUCUGUCCAAAUCAAUGAAAGCAAUGAUCAUGCCUUCAGCGGAGGCAAGAGCCACUCUUUCAGGGCUCGUCAAAGAUUGCAGCUUGUCCCCAUAGAAACCCGAGGCAACGAGCCUAUGUCUGGGGUGGUGGGUUGGGCCCGGAUAUCUAUAUCGUGA